CGCCUUUCUAUCUGACGAGCUUCGAUAACCCUCAAUUGAGUCUCACCUCACCAUGUCUUCUCUUGCGGGCUUGCUGCAGCAGCCCACCACCAGACAGCUGCUGGCUGGUGCGGCCUUGCUGUUCCUGACGGCCUUCUACUCGCCGUUGACCGUCUUGAUGCUGGCACCCGUGUAUGGCUCGGCCCCUGCCCACAUCUUCCACGGCUAUGGCGUCGCCAUCGUCGGCGCCGCUGGCUGGUUCCUGAAGGACCACGUCCAGCGCCUGUCAGGUCGUCGGGCCCUCUUGGUAGUCCCGGUCCUGGCCUUCUGGGUUCCUACCGUCCAGACCUUCCUGUUCGCGUCCAGCUCCGUGAUGGGCAACCCGUUCGGAGCCGUGGUCACCGAGGCCAUCUCCUACUACCCGCUCCUCCUGGUCUCCGUGGCCUGCGCAGGAAAACUGGUGCAGGCGGGCCUGGACCUGGGCCGCCACGGCGAUGCAGUCGCGGAGCAUGUUCCUCUCCUGGUCACCUAUGUCCUCUACAAGGCGGGCGAGAAGUUCGCCAAGGGGUUCCUGGCCAGGUUCCUCGGCUCGGCCUUCUUCCUGAGUCGCUCGGGUCUGCAGCUCUUGCUGCCGCUCCUGUACUCUGUCAUCGCCCCCUCCAAGGUCCUGCUCCUGGCUCUCCCCUCGGUGCUCUUCUCCCUGACUUCCAAUGUGCACAUGCACUCGGGGGCGCUGAACGCGUACCUCCAUGAGGAGGGCUUCAACCUUGUCGCUCGCCAGGACUCCGUCACGGGCUAUCUCUCCGUCCUGGACAACCUGAACGAUGGAUUCCGGGUCAUGCGGUGCGACCACAGCCUGCUCGGAGGACAAUGGACCAGAAUGCCCCGCAACUACAACCCGGUCGUGAUGGACCCGAUCUACUCGGUGUUCACCAUGCUCGAGGCCAUCCGUCUGGUGGAGAACGACCACCGCGAGCCUCGCGUGGAUGCCAACAGCAAGGCCCUCGUCAUCGGCCUCGGCGUGGGCACCACCCCCUCGGCCCUAAUCCACCACGGCAUCGAGACCACCAUCGUGGAAAUCGACCCCGUCGUCCACCAGUUCGCCACCGAGUACUUCCACCUCCCCUCGAACCACAUCACCGUCAUCGAAGACGCCACCACCUUCGUGCAGCGCACUCCCGAGCAAUACGACUACAUCGUCCACGACGUCUUCACCGGCGGCGCCGAACCCCUCGAGCUCUUCACCAUGGAAUUCCUCGAGAACCUCGCUUCCACCCUCAAAGACGACGGAGUCAUCGCCAUCAACUACGCCGGCGACAUCUCCCUCUACCCCGCCGCCCUAACCGUCCGCACCAUCCAACACGUCUUCCCCACGUGCCGAAUCUUCCGCGAGGAAUCCGACUCCGACCUGACCACCGACUUCACCAACAUGGUGAUCUUCUGCAAGAAGAGCGCCGCCACCCCGCUGUCCUUCCGCAAGCCCGUCCCCGCAGACUACAUGGGCAGCAAGUUCCGCGAGAACUACCUGCUGCCCAAGCAGGAGGUCGACGUCUCCCGAUUCCAGGAUAUCCCCAAGGGCGGUCGCCGCUUCCUGUUCGAUCGCGAGAAGCAUCUCAUUCAUAAGUGGCAGGAUCGCGCCUCGUUGGAGCAUUGGAAUAUUAUGCGGAAUGUAUUGCCGGAUGGGGUUUGGGAGAAUUGGUGAGUUUUUUUUUUUUUUUUUUU
This is a messenger RNA of Aspergillus heteromorphus CBS 117.55, 1701 nucleotides long. RefSeq names its product spermidine synthase. Bases 53 to 1681 code for a protein of 542 amino acids. The transcript has 4 exons. The record is from RefSeq and is a predicted model, not a curated record. Lineage: Eukaryota; Fungi; Ascomycota; Eurotiomycetes; Eurotiales; Aspergillaceae.